Molecule: messenger RNA, 968 nt
Organism: Gastrolobium bilobum
Lineage: Eukaryota; Viridiplantae; Streptophyta; Magnoliopsida; Fabales; Fabaceae
Product: probable galacturonosyltransferase-like 1
Exons: 1
Coding region: 98-955 (285 amino acids)
Cellular component (GO): Golgi apparatus
Molecular function (GO): glycosyltransferase activity
Source: RefSeq, a predicted model, not a curated record
CUUCAAACAAGCCCCAAAAUUCUACAACUCCCGAAACUGUCCCACCAUUAGCCUCAAACAAACCGACACGUGCUCCGACGAUGCAGUGCACGUGGCCAUGACACUCGACAUCACUUACCUUCGCGGUUCCAUGGCCGCCAUCCUCUCCGUUCUCCAACACUCCUCGUGUCCGGAGAACAUCAUCUUCCAUUUCGUCACCGCCGCCUCCAAAGCCUCCUCCUCCGCCGUCCUCAACCGCACUCUCUCCACCUCCUUUCCUUAUCUCAAAUUCCAAAUCUACCCCUUCGACGACGCCUCCGUCGCCGGCCUCAUCUCCACCUCCAUCCGCUCCGCCUUGGACUGCCCUCUCAACUACGCCCGCAACUACAUGGCCAACCUCCUUCCCUCAUGUGUCCGCAAGAUCGUUUACCUCGACUCAGACCUCGUACUCGUCGACGACAUUGCCAAGCUCGCCGCCACGCCUCUCGGCAACGAUUCCGUCCUCGCCGCGCCGGAAUACUGCAACGCCAACUUCAGCGCAUACUUCACGCCAACGUUCUGGUCGAACCCCUCUCUGUCGCUCACCUUCGCGGCCCGCAGGCCCUGCUACUUCAACACCGGCGUCAUGGUAAUCGACCUGGAACGGUGGCGGGCCGGGGACUACACCACCAAGAUCGAGGAGUGGAUGGAGCUCCAGAAGAGAAUGCGGAUCUAUGAGCUCGGGUCGUUGCCGCCGUUCCUGUUAGUUUUUGCCGGAAACAUAGGCCCGGUGGAUCACGGGUGGAACCAGCACGGGCUCGGCGGCGAUAACUUCCGCGGGCUUUGCAGGGAUUUACACGCGGGCCCAGUGAGCCUGCUGCAUUGGAGUGGGAAGGGUAAGCCGUGGGCCAGGCUCGACGCCAACCGUCCUUGCCCCUUGGAUGCCUUAUGGGCUCCCUAUGAUCUUCUCGAGACACCUUUCGCUCUCGAAGCCUAGCCCGCCUCAUAGU